GUAAACAAGCCAUCAGUUGUAUUCAUAGAUGAAAUUGAUGCAUUGGCAACUAAGCGUCAAGGUAUUUUCAAGGAGUCCACAGAUCACCUGUAUAAUGCAGCCACCCAGGAAAGGGAAACUACAUUGAACCAAUUGCUGAUAGAGCUUGAUGGUUUUGAUACUGGAAAGGGUGUCAUAUUUCUAGCUGCCACAAAUCGUAAGGAUUUGUUAGACCCAGCACUUCUUCGUCCAGGUCGCUUUGAUCGCAAGAUCAGGAUUCGCCCUCCUAGUGCCAAAGGAAGGCAUGAUAUUUUGAAAAUCCAUGCUAGCAAAGUAAAAAUGUCAGAGUCUGUCGAUUUAUCCAGCUAUGCACAGAACCUACCUGGAUGGUCUGGGGCAAGAUUGGCACAAUUAGUCCAAGAGGCUGCUCUUGUGGCUGUGAGGAAACAACACAACUCAAUUCUUCAGUCAGAUAUGGAUGAUGCAGUUGACAGACUUACAGUGGGCCCUAAACGUGUUGGAAUAGAAUUAGGUUACCAGGGACAGUGUCGUAGAGCUACUACUGAAGUGGGAGUUGCGUUAACUUCUCAUCUGCUGCGGCGAUAUGAGCAUGCAAUAGUUGAAUGCUGUGAUCGCAUCUCAAUAGUACCCCGUGGUCAGACAUUAUCUCAAUUGGUGUUUCAUCGACUUGAUGAUGAAUCAUAUAUGUUUGAACGUCGACCUCAAUUGCUUCAUCGCCUUCAGGUUCUGCUUGGAGGUAGAGCUGCUGAAGAGAUCAUCUAUGGACGUGACACGUCAAAAGCCUCAGUUGAUUACCUAGCAGAUGCAUCCUGGCUUGCACGCAAAAUAUUGACCAUAUGGAACUUGGAGAAUCCAAUGGUCAUACAUGGAGAACCACCACCUUGGAGGAAGUCAGUUAAAUUUGUUGGACCAAGGCUGGAUUUUGAAGGGUCUCUUUAUGAUGACUACAACUUGAUUGAACCACCUCUAAACUUUAAGAUGGAUGAUCAAGUUGCACAAAGGACUGAAGAGUUGAUACGUGACAUGUACCGGAAGACGUUGUCUCUCCUUAGGAGGCACCAUGCAGCUUUGCUUAAAACCAUUAAGGUACUUCUCGAUCACGAGGAGAUCAGUGGUGAGGAAAUAGAGUUCAUUUUAAACAAAUACCCUCCACAAACCCCGUUAUAUCUUUUGGAGGAGGAAUAUGCUGUCGACCUUCCAUUCACCAAAGAACAAGUGCAUGAUUUGGAGUAUGCCUUAAAAACUCAGUCGAACGAAGAAAUCGUGUGA
This is a messenger RNA of Sphenostylis stenocarpa, 1269 nucleotides long. Lineage: Eukaryota; Viridiplantae; Streptophyta; Magnoliopsida; Fabales; Fabaceae. The record is from the annotation of a GenBank genome assembly.